Molecule: messenger RNA, 3333 nt
Organism: Amphibalanus amphitrite
Lineage: Eukaryota; Metazoa; Arthropoda; Thecostraca; Balanomorpha; Balanidae
Product: cytochrome P450 2J4-like
Exons: 2
Coding region: 178-1635 (485 amino acids)
Biological process (GO): xenobiotic metabolic process
Cellular component (GO): cytoplasm; intracellular membrane-bounded organelle
Molecular function (GO): oxidoreductase activity, acting on paired donors, with incorporation or reduction of molecular oxygen, reduced flavin or flavoprotein as one donor, and incorporation of one atom of oxygen; iron ion binding; heme binding
Source: RefSeq, a predicted model, not a curated record
UUGGCUUAGCCUGCCGCUGGAAAGCAUAAACAGCAUUCCGGUGCGGCGCGGAGGCCGCCGGCCGGCCGGACGCCGGGCGAGCGGUGUGGCGUGUGGAGCACCAGACUCCACCGCUGUGAGAGCAAGCUGCAGGGUCGUCCGUCGAGCCACCGCAGUAACGCCUCCUUCGCCUUCGUCAUGUUCGUGGCGCUGCUGGCCAUCAUGCUGGCAGUGCUGGCCACAGCUCUGUACAGCGUGCUCAAGAAGAACAACCAUCCGCCAGGUCCGAGAGGCCUGCCGCUGAUCGGCCGGGCACUCUCCAUAGACUGGGGCCACCCGGACCGCAGUUUCACCGAGUGGAGCCGCCGAUACGGGCCGAUAAUGAAGGUGACCGCCGGCUGGGAGACCAUGAUCGUCCUCUCCGACCCCGAUUUGAUCCGAGAGGCGUUCAACGGACCGUUGGCUGUCGCCCGCCAGAGCAGCCCCGGCUUCGAGCUUCUGUAUGCCGACAAGGGGAUAAUUCUCACUAGUGGUGGAUUGUGGCACGAGACACGGCGUUUUACCCUCUUUCACUUGAAAAACUUUGGCAUGGGCCGGUCCAGGUCGGUUGAAAUAAUCCACGAUCAGAUCAAAGAGUUCAUAGAGGAGGUGAUGGAGCCCAGCAAAGGACAGCCGACAUCGGUGGACCAUAGCCUAAACGUCGCCAUCCUCAACAUCCUCUGGGCAUUGGUCGCCGGGGAGAUCGUCAGCAUAAGGGACGCCAAACUGCUUAAGAUCAUAGAAAAACAGGACGAAUUCGCCAACAAAGGCCGGAUGUUUUUACUUUUUGCGAACGUUCCCUGUUUGAUGCUACUGCCAGAGGGGAUCACCGGCAUCAAGAAGAUCCUUGCCAUUUUCCACUACCCAAUCGACCAUCUGCUGCUGCCGGCGAUAGAGAGCCACCGGCGCACGGUGGAUCUGACCGGAGAGCCGCGCGACUACAUCGACUGUCUGCUGCAGGAGCAGAGCCGCCAGCCGGAGCUGUUCACCGACCGGCACCUGCUGCGCUGCAUCCUUGAUCUCUUCGUCGCCGGCUUCGACACCACGGCCAGCACGCUGCGCUGGGCCUUCUGCUUCCUCUGCACCCAUCAGGACGUCCAGCAGCGACUGCACGACGAGAUCUGCCGCGUCAUCGGCCGAGAGCGGCCGCCAGAGCUCGCGGACAAGGCGAGCAUGCCCUACACGGAGGCCUUCAUCAUGGAGACCCAGCGUCUGUCCAGCGUUUCCGGUAUUGGCGUGGCACACGUGAGCACAGCUGAGUUCCGGCUGGGCGGCUACACGGUGCCACGCGGCGCCCAGGUCAUCUCCAACCUGGCCGCUGUCCACCUCGACGACAGGCUGUUCCCGGAGCCUCACCGGUUCCGUCCCGAGCGGUUCCUGGACGAGCGCGGCCAGCUGCGACCCAGCCGCGCGCUGAUGCCCUUCUCGGUGGGCAGGCGCUCCUGUCUGGGCGAGACGCUGGCGCGCACUGAGCUCUUCCUGUUCGUCACCAGCGUGGUGCAGCGCUACAGACUCCGGUUCCCCGACGGCUUCCAGCACGACUUCACCAUCAAUGAGUCCAAGGCUUUCAUCAAGGAACCGACUCCGUACCAGCUGAUACCGGAGAGGCGAUGGUAGUCUUCCAGACACGCGUCCUGGCUUCAAAAGUGCCAUUUUCGGGAAGAUUGAGAAUGUCAACCAGAUGUGCACGUUCAGGUAACGAAAGUUUACGGAAGUAUGUAGUGUCUUAGUGCGACCAUGGUUCGAGGAGAAAUGUUCGGAAAUCGGAUAAAACAAGUUUAAACGCCCUGAGCUAACAUAUUUUACGAAUCGUUCGUGAUCGUUCACUAACAAAUGCAAUUGGCCUUUCAUGCAGCAUCUCGUCGGAGUGGCCUAUCACCGUCGGCAUCACGUACGUCGUUCGUAUCACCGUUCGAGCGAACUGUCCCCGCACCAGACUGUCAGGUUCAGAACAGGACCAUGUGACGGAGGGCAGUGCAGCAGCGCACGCGACCACCCGAAUUUGGCGUGGUUGGCAGAGGCGAGAGCGCAGCCAGCUGGCACUGCGGGGAAGCCGUGACUCAAGAUAGUGUACGAGGGUUUAUUGUUCCCCGCGCCUUUCAGAAGUGUGGUAACUAAUGCCAUGUUUUAUUAUCAUAAGACAGUAUCAAAGUUCCGAGCAACGUCGACGCUCCACAAAAGUGGCGGCGGGGAGUGUUCGAGUUGUUUAUUUAGCAGUGUUCUGCCAGGAGGGGUUUGUCGGUAAUCGCUAUUGUAAGGUCCCGCUCUGCAGGGUAUGUGAGUACUUACUCAAUGAGAAAAACCGUUUAGGAUUUCACAGGGCCCUCAUUGCGGUUCCGCUGCACCUGGAUAUUUUUGUUCUUUUUCACAUAUACAACGCUUAGGUAUAACGACUUACAAAUAGCUACCUAAAGUAGACGGAACAAUACGGUUAAAGAGGAAAUUAAAAGCAUCUGAAGAGGAAAUUAGAAGUUGGUGAUUGACGCCUUUUGGACUACUACUAACGACGUCAAAAGGAUAUGCAAUUAAUCAGUACAUUAAAGCACAUUCAUUUUCAGGGUAAAUUUGACAUUUCAUACAUUAUAUCUCCCUCCUAUCUCCCUCUCUUUUUCGCUGGCGUUCUCUCUCUUCUCUCUCUCUCUCCCUCUCUCUCUCUCUCUCUCUCUCUCUUUCUCUCUCCCUCUCUCUCUCCCUCUCUCUCCCUCUCUCUUUCUCUCUCUCUCUCUCUUUCUCUCUCUCUCUCUCUCUCUCUCUCUCUCUCUCUCUCUCUCUCUCUCUCUCUCUCUCUCUCUCUCUCUCUCUCUCUCGUUCUCCAGCUCUCUCCGACAGGCUAAUUACCACGGUUUAUUCUUGUGUGAUUAUCUCUGCUCUGGCUCCAUCCCACGGUGCGUGAUCUGUCACACGGCUGUCCGCCCACAAAUCUUAUUCAACCUUCUUUCGGCGAGCAGACUGAUCGAGACAAAUAAUAGCCUUUUGAAGUUCACGCUAUUCCGUAACGUUUUCGUAAAACGCUUUUAUGAAAAGAACGGUAGCUUGGGAACUACUGCAGUCAUUUCUUGACCUUUCAUUGUCAAAUUAAAAGCUAAACAUUUGUGAGAAAAAUGUGCGAUCCAGAAAUCAAUAAUGUCAAUACCUAUUUUAUUAUGUAGCAUUUGAAUUCUUCGAAAUAUGCCUACAUAAGCUGUAAACGGAAAAAACAAGGCCGUGGGAUCGGAUAGUGAUCCGUCGAGUAUGCGAACCUUAUGAACCCUUUGUUUUCAAUGAUGAUGGAUCGAAAAAUAGCCAAGAAAAGUGACAUAUACGUUUCCGAACACA